GGCCAAUCAGCGCAGAGGGGGAGGGACUGUUUUUGCAAAGUCAAGGUUGGGAGGGAAUCGCGGGGCCGUUACGUCAGUUCCAGGCUGUCCAAGAUGGCGUCUUUGUUAUUGAGGUGACUUUUGCCUUGUGGGGGCAGUUAUAACGGGGGGUGACCGGGCUGCGGGGGGAGGCCAUGGCUGUACAUACAGAGCAAUGAUUUACCAAGUGUCCUGGGUGGGAGUUGGUGUCAGGGGCAAUGUCAGCCAUAGGGAACCAGACUGACUGUAUGGGGGCACCCCCCUGGCUAUGGCUGGCAUGGGCUCCCCUGGCUAUGGCUGGCAUGGGCACCCCCUGGCUAUGGCUGGCAUGGGCACCCCCCCUGGCUAUGGCUGGCUGGGCACCCCCUGGCUAUGGCUGGCAUGGGCACCCCUAUGGCUGGCAUGGGCACCCCUGGCUAUGGCUGGCAUGCCUCCCCGGCUGUGGCUGGCAUGGGCACCCCCUGGCUAUGGCUGGCAUGGGCACACCCCCCUGGCUGUGGCUGGCGUUGGCACUCCCCCCUGGCUGUGGCUGGCAUGGCCCCACCCUGGCUGUGGCUGGCAUGGCCCCCCCCGGCUGUGGCUGGCAUGGGCACCCCCCUGGCUAUGGUUGGCAUGGGCACCCCCUGGCUAUGGUUGGCAUGGGCACCCCCCUGGCUAUGGUUGGCAUGCCCCCCCCUGACUGUGGCUGGCAUGGGCACCCCUUGGCUAUGGCUGGCAUUGGCACUCCCCCCUGGCUAUGGCUGGCGUUGGCACUCCCCCCUGGCUAUGGCUGGCGUUGGCACCCCCACUGGCUAUGGCUGGCAUUGGCACCACCGGCUGGAGGUGGCAGGGGCAUAAUGGCAGAGACGGGUAGCACAGGAUAGGGAGAGGAGUAUAAUGGCAAGGAUAUGGGUAUUACAGGGUAGAGAAGGCUAAGAACAACUGAACGAAAGGAAGCUUUAGGAACACUCGUGAAGGGGUUAACCUAUGUGUAAAAGCGAUAAACAAACAGAGAAAUGAGUGACCUAACUACUAAAAUAGAACUUUUAAUUAUAAUAUUUUAAAUUUGUAGGGAUAAUUAUCCAAUAUUUUUAAGAAGAAAUGUAUAUUGAUAUUGAUAAGUAUGGUUUGAGUCCAUAUUUUAAUAAUCUGAUUGAUAGCUUGUCAAUCAGAAAAUAAGUAGUCCUAUUACAGGGUGUAUGUAUCACAUUCUUUUCUAACGAGAACUGCCCCAAGUCGUGUUUGUCGGCAGAGGUCAAAGGAAAGGAUAUAUACAGGGCAGAGAAUAUAUAUCGUGACUCUAAAACCUAAUACAAACGUUCAGUCUAAAUAAUAAGUACUUAAUUGGAAGGUUCUGUUCAAAAGUUUUCAGAAACCUAUUCCCAGAAAAGUGUGCAAAACAAAGUUUUGCAAUCCAUAGGGGCCAGAUUGAAUGGCUCUAGCUGUAAAAUAUGAUACAUAGAUAAUAGCAGUAUAUGGAAUGUAACCAGUCAGUAAUUGAAUACAAAAUAACAAUAUUUAAAUAGCUAGAGAUAGGAGUAAAUACUGGCUUCCCUCCUAGAACUGUAACUCUGGUAAAGUCAAGAAUAAAGUGUACAGAGUGAUGUAUAUAAACCAGAGCAGUAGAAUUAGGAUCAUCAAUUACUGAACGUUAAUAUAAAGGUAAGCACAAUAAAACUGCCUCUGUAGAAAAAGGAAAAGCCGUAAUUGCAGUGGGAGCAAUAGAAGGGCUAUAAGUAUCAUGCAUUAAGCAAAAAUGGGAGAGAAUGCUCCAAAUAUUAAUAUAGCCCAAGUUGCUAUAAAAUGCAAUAAUGGUAAAGAAAUACUUUACGGGCACCCCCGGCUAUGGGUGGCAGGGGCACCCCUGACUGGAGGUGGCAGGGGCAUAAUGGCAGAGACAGGGGUAGCACAGGAUAGGGAGAGGAGUAUAAUGGCAGGGAUAUGGGUAGUACAGGGUAGAGAAGGCUUAUAGUGUAAGAAGCAUGGGUAUCAAUAGGUAUGGACAAGGUUAUAGUGGCAGACGAAUGAUUGCCACUGGUUUGGGAGGGCUGUAGUGGCAGGGGCAAGAGUAAUGCAUGGUACUAAGCUUAUAGUGACAUGUAAGGACUUGGGUAUAGUGACAAGGGCAAACAUCUCUCAAGAGUGACUGAUGUUUAUUAUGGUGGGGGCAUUAGAGUGUAUCUGAUUAGGGAUAGGAAUAUAGUGUAUCAUUGAGUAGGGCCUGUAUUUUAGGUGAAGGGCAUACGAGUAUGUGUGUAGGGGGGGGGAAUAUAGUGACAAAGGGUAGGGAACUACUAAAUAGGAACUUAAGUAUACUCCUUGGUAAUAAGACUUUACAUAUGAGUACUGACAAACUAUAAUUGUGGGUACAGUUGUACAGGUCAGUAUUAAAGACUGUUGUAAGUAGUGACUUGCAUGUAAGAGCAGAUGGCUCCAGUUACAUUCUAUUGAUACCAGGGGGGGAAGCCCCUGUGUUCCUGUAAAGAUAGUGUCAGGAUCAAGUGCUGGGAAUGGUGGAGAUCUGUGCAAUCACGGGUGUGGUGUACUGAGAAGGGAAUCCCUUAAAAACGAAAUCAAAGACCUCUACACAAAUCUGCAUUUUGACCUGACUUUCUAUGUUGCAGGCAUGCAGGCCGUCAGUGUCUCCGUACCCAAUUCAGACCUGUCUUCUGCUUGAAACAGUAAGUAGGAAAGCUGUCUACCUUUCAGAAUGCGGUUUACUUUGAGCAGUUUAGCGUUUACAUAGUCCAUCAUAUAUUCUGCGAAACCUACCAGUAUUGCCAUUUUCAGGAGUUUUCAGUUUGUUUGUUUUUUUCUUCCUCAUUUUCCCUUGACCAUUGAAGACUGAGAUUACUACUUGCUUGUUACAUGCAAUUUACACUAGAGGUACAGUAACUUGGGCAAAUGGUUUAAUAAACUCUGCCUUAAAUUAGAACUGGAACUAAGUGAUCAUUACUCUUUCCCACACCCAGAUAAAUGGUAUUAGAGCAUUACUGAGCUAGGAAAGGAAGCGCAAAACACAACUGUGCAGCUGUAUCAUUACUGGAGUAAAGGUCUCCAAUUCUUUUCAUGCAUGCGCUCUGAACCAGUGUGGGUAUGUAGUGGUGCAUUGACAAUGGAGGGGGAAAAAAGCAUAGCUGGUAUAACGGAGAUAGCGUGCUCCGGGUGGGAAGAUUGAAGUUUCCUGUAGCAAGUGCACUCACAGCACUGCUUCAAGGUUAGGGUUAAAAUUAGCUUUUCUUGUAUUUGUAAUCUGCAGCUCUGAUUGUUCCUUUAUGAUCAACUAUAGAAUACACUAACAUUUUCCUCUUAUCAGUGCUGUGCCCAUGGGGACUUCAGCCCAGCAGGAGAUGGAUCGCUACUGGGCCAAAAACACACGUCUCAGUCGCCCGUUGUCUCCUCACAUUACAAUCUAUGGGUAAGUGGUUGAACUUUAUAUUCUUCAAUAAUUACCAACAUCGGUUGAUGGAAGUGCAGAAAUAAGCCUUUUGCUCUUUUAAGGUGACAUUAAACAUUAUCUUUUAUUUGAAAGGGGAGCUAUAAGUUGUUAUAAUUGUUAAUAUUUUCUAGUCUAUUUACUAAAGUGUGAAUGGCUGUGCAGCAAAUGGGGAAAAUAGAAAAUCUUUUUUGCUCUGUAUGGGGAACUUUGGGAAUCCUGGCCCUCUAUAUUAAUUAUCCAAUCUAUAUUGCUGCUAGUGUUGCCUCUCAAGAGAAAUUACAGGGUAAGUCUUAGCUGUCAGAGCAUUCUAACUCACAAUUCAAAGCAUGAAAAUGUCUUUAUAAAUGCUUUACCAACCUUGAAUGUUUUUAUCGGAGCCCUCCAUAGGCACAAAUGGAUUUUUUUUUUUUUUAAACUUUUUUUUAUUUUAUUUUUUUAUGGCCAAUAGAAUAGACCCAUCCCCUGAUUAUUUUAUAGCCAUCAGCUGCCACACAAGGGUGGAUAUGCUACCAACUAAAGCAUGACUUUCACAUACAUAAACCCCUUAUUGCCCCUUGUAGCCAUUCAUUUUGUCCCCCCACAUUGCUCCUUCAUGGCUCCCAUUUUGUGUCCACCCCCUAGAUUGUCAGAAACCAUACUUGCUUUCUUCGUGGUGGUGGCUGCUGUCGUCAUCUGUUCAGCUUCUAUAAGCUGCGAGUGUGUUUCAGCACUUGCUUUGAGUUUUAGAACUUUCACUGUUUUGCAGAAAUGUACCUCAGAUAAAAAAAACUGAGAGCUGAUCAGGGCCCCCAAAAGGGCGAUUUACGAAACCUGUGUCAACAUAUUCAAUUUGAGAAAACCACACGGGGUCCCUCGAAUACUAAUCCUUUGUUUAAGCACAAUUGUGGGAUAAUAUAAAAGGGACAGUCUAGCUGGGCCACAGACACUGCCAAUGCAGCCUUGCAAGUAAAAAUACUGCCAUUUCUGAGAAACAGGACUGUCUACAUUUUGUAAUGUGCAGGCCUGCUAGUGAGUCAAUGAAACAGCCCUCAGGUGGAAACAGAUUCUACUAUUGAAAUACAUCAGAAUACAAAGUAUAUCGAUGCCAUCCUUGAACAUGCUCUUAUAUUAGAUUGUUCAUAGAGCACUUUUACAUGAACUGCAGCUGAAUAUUCUUUAAUGGAUAGACUUAUAUAUAGUGAUAACGCAAUAUAACACAGCAGAAAGAUUGGUAUCCUCUCAAACAAACCAAAAACUAAACGAAUAUCUGUCAGAUGUAACAUAUCCAACAGACCCAAAAUGAAACAAAGUAUGGUGUCUUAAUAGCCAGGCAAACUGUGCGAGAUCCCUGUCCAAUGUAUUGGCAACUCCUGUUGACAGGGCUGGGUACCAGCUCAGAACCCACUGCUCUGUGUAUGGUGUGUGAAUGUAGACAUGGGAUGUAUGUCUUAAUCUCUACCUUCUACUCCUGUCUCUAUUGAUAUGAGGAGAAAAUAAAAUCUGUGUAUGGGGAAAAUAAUUCCAUAAACUUGGGCAUACAACAAUGAAGGAAAGAGAAAAUCUGUGUUUAAUUUUGAUGUCAGCAGAACCCCAACGUGGUGUUUUUGUUUUUUGCUUUACCGUUGUAUAUUGAUGGAUUGUAAGCUUGUUCUUCACAUCUGGGCUCCGUCGUUAUGUUGUACGUAAAUUCCACGUUGUCAGCUAGCCCCAUUCUAUAAUUAAGCACACCUGUUGGCUCUCUGUUACUACCAAUACUAAUCUAUUUAAAAAAAAAUUAUUUUGGACUAGAGCUGAAAAUAUGAUAUGCUCACAAAUAAUGUAACAAAUAUGACCCAUUUGUGUUUGCAAAAAUGCUAUGUUUUUGUCAUAACCUCUAAUAUGCUAUUGUGAUCUGUCUAGCCCUCUGGAAUGGCUUGGAGAGAUAAAGCUGAACAAACUAUACUAUAUUUAUAACGUUAUAGCUUCAAUCUUCUGUUCUCAAAACCAAGCUGAUGAUUUUUCAUGUUUGAUUCCAUUGUACAGCUCUAACGCUGGAAAUUCCUCUCCUUUUGCAGACACUGAGUGGGCAUUUGCUACCCAAGGAUAAAGAAAGCAUUCUUUUCAACCCCAACCCUCCCUCCUUUCUCUUCUCACUGCUCUGUGCUUUUUUUUUCCCCACUAGGCUUUUUCUGCCAAAAUCUGCCAUUCAACCACCCGCUCAAAUACCAGCUCCCCACGGCAGCAUGAAUAACUCUGCUAUCUAGGGAGCCGGGGUGAGAAGCGUGCACUCUGCAUCUCCCCCUCGGGCACAUUCCUGCCACAUUCUAUUGAAGCCCCUGCUCAGAAUGUGCUAACACGGCUUCACUGGGCACCGUCCGAAGCAGCUUGUGCCUGCUGUGCCACCCACCACUUUAUGUUGAUAGAAAAUGUUAUGUUUUAACCCAACUACCCCAAUCUUUUUUUGGUUUUCCUCAAUAAAGCCUGUUGAUUCAUAAUUAAUGAUCAAAUAAAAGUAAAAUGAUUACAUUAAAAUGUAACACUGCAAUACUGGCCAGAGUUAUUAAUAUGUUUCUGUAAAAUAUAUGUAGUUCACUAGUUGUUAUUUUCAACUUGUGUUUACCAGACUGACACAAAUGUCUGCUGCUACCUGGACACAGAGCCAAAUCUCAACUUUUUUUUUUUUUAAAUAUUAACAUGCACCUCAAUGACACAACUAGUCGUAACUCAAUACUUAUUCCUGUCUUAAAUUUCAUCAUUCAUUCCUGGGUUCAUAUUUGUUACAGUUUUCCUUUGCUUUUUGCUUGCUGCCUGUCCAGACACUGGGCUUAAACCUUUCACUUUAAGCCCAAUGUCAUAUACACACAUUGGCAUGUUCAAUGCAUGUGUAUAACUUUGGCAUGUAACUGUCUACUCUACUUCUAGCCCCCUAGAAGUUUAGCACCAUCCUACAGCACUUUAUCAAACUGUAUAAGUUCUAAAGCAUCAUAAUAAACCUGAAAUAUCUAUUCCGGUCUGUUAAAAUACUGUAUAUACAGUACUAACCGUGGGUUAAGAGAGAGAGACUUCAAGAAUUCAAAGUAUGGUCAAAGUUUCAGUUUAAACAUUUCUUGAAAAUUUCAAUUAAUUUAUAUAUUGCGGUAUGGAGGGCUAUAUUGAUUUUAUUUUUCCUUAUCAUAAAUAUUUUAAUAUUGUUCUAAAUGCCCUCUUCUAAUUACUUAUGUUCUCUGUUGCAGGUGGUCAUUACCAAUGAUGAUGUCUAUCACACACAGAGGCACCGGAGUAGGGCUGAGUCUUGGUGAGACUUUUUCUUAAACCUGGUAUUAGUUGACCUAUUGUGUAUAAUGGAACGAUUAGACCGAGUUUUACUCUUCCAGUUAUUGCUGUUAAUUUUGUUUAGCUUGGAUUCAGAAGUUUUCAUUAAAAACAAAAACAAAAUUGGGGGGCGGAGCCAGCUACGGAACAGAGUAGACGCACCUCAGAAGGCUCUGUGCCAUAACGGACAAAAUAACUGAUUUUCUUGGUGGAAAUUGGGCAGUUACCUACCCACUACCUACGCUGCACAUCGAAGACACCACGAUGGGCAGGAAAAACAAGAAACCCAGGGCAGACAAAGCUCCUGCUAGCCAUGACAUUGGCGAACUCCUGCGGAACUCUCAGAAAGCCGCAUGGGAGAAAAUGGCGCUGGGGGAAGAAGGAUUCUCGGACGACUGCCACACUUUCCACCACCACAAUCAGUGCAUAAACAAAUAAGUUUAUAAUGUUAUUUUGUUUAACUUAUGUUUCUCCGUUAAUUUUAUAAUAUCUUUUGUGUCAUACAAACCUAGCAACAUCAGAGUGGGUGGAUAUACACCCCCACUUAUAGCUCUUCAUAAACUCAUAUGGUAUAUACGCCAGGGACAUAGACCCUCAAACUUUGCGGUCACACGCCUGAGAUGUCCUGCCUUAGGCUGGCUCAAUUAUCUCCCUCCUCACCCCCUCGCACCCACGAUAGAGUUAACACCGAAAGUUUAACCCAGGAGGGGUUGGCGCCCCUUGGGGCACAUAAGGCCAAUGGCAUAAAAAUUCUCCCGUAUCGAGAUUAACAGAUGUGCCCCAGAGGGAUACUAUCGUUGUAGUUCACCAGUUGUACGGUCUUGUUGCUAAAACAAAAACCCUCACUCUGCAUAUUAUCAUACCUAAGCCACUGUGUACACUGUACUAACUGUUUGCUUAAAUGAUAGGGCGGUAGCCCACUUGUUGUAUUACUUGCAUGCAGAGUGAACAAAUAAAGAAUUACAAAAAAAAAACAAUUCUAGACCUGAUAUUAAACCAACAACCGAAAAUUAGAUCAGAGUUAUUUUAAACACAUCCAUAAUUGGUAUAUGGUGUAAUAAUUUAUUCAUGAACCUUCAGUUUCCAUAUAUUUAAUAUUGCCCUGCCCCGUGCAUAGUGUGUUCAGGUAUAUAUGUUAGUUCUGAUUUAAGGAGUUUUGUUUUAUUCUUGACAAAAUAUUGCCUUCUCUGGAAUUUUUUAAUUUGAAGGGACACUCUAAGCAUUUAAACCAUUAUGUAUUUGGGUUAUUAUUAUAAAGGAAUUAUAGUUGUGUUGAGACGGAAUAAAUAUAUACUUCCCUGUCUAAUGAUUCUUUCUUGACUUCUUACCCCAGGUGUGUCUUUGUUUGGGUUAGCUGCUUUAGCUCUUCCUGGAGACUUUGCCUCAUACCUGGAACUGAUUAAGUCCCUAAGUCUGGGGCCAGCUCUGAUCUACUCAGCUAAAUUCGCCUUGGCGUUCCCUAUUACGUAUCACACCUGGAAUGGGAUAAGACAUUUGGUGAGUACAUUCUGUGUGAAAUUUGGGAGCAUGACCAAUUCCAAUGUGCUGGUGGUUCCACAAGGUCCAUGUGAUUAUGACCAUCAUUUCUGUUUGUUUCCUUGCAGAUUUGGGACUUGGGCAAAUGUUUGAAGAUCCCCCAGGUGCAUCAGUCUGGAAUCAUUGUACUGGCUCUAACCCUCCUCUCCUCUGCCAGUAUUGCCGCCAUAUGAUUGAACACCUCCGGUGAUAACACAACACCCAUCAUUAAAUUCACAAAUUAAUUUUACAUAUCGGCAACUUUUUCUUAAAUUGCCUCUCCAGGCACUUAUUUCAAUUGAACAAAACUUUAAAAAUACAUAUAUACAUUUUUAUUUAUUUUUUUUAAUUUUUUUUUUUUACUUCCGUUUAUGGAGUGAGUUGGAUGGUUUAUUCCCCACUUUCAAUAACUCCAGUGUAGACAAUCUAAAAGGCUGAAUCCUCCUCACAAUGUUUUCUAGUAUAAGGCUAACUGAUGCUUUCACUCCUGCAGUGUAAAGUGCAAAGUUAGACACAAAGUAUUUUCGGCUCAAAAGGUGAACCGAAUCCUGUUCUUGUUAGUAUCAUCGACCUUGAAAGUGUGUCUGUUGGAAAGCAGGUAGAAUUUGGACUCUACAGAAAGGAUUUGUUAAAAUCACCUGCUACACUCUAACUUUACAAACUUUCCAGCAAAGCUACUGAUACAACUGUACCAGUUACCAAAAGGAAAUUUCUUGUUAGAUGUUCCCCAUAUUGUCAGUAUGUGAAACUCGGACCUCUAUUUACACACAUAAUGCAGUUUUCAAAGGGACAUACUUCGAUUUGUCUUUGUUUUAAUAGUCUAGGUUAGAAAAUGACAGGGUUUCCUUGUGUUUCCCUUCUGAAAAGGGAAUCUAGAAUAUUGGGAGACAUUUCUCUCGCUCUUCACGUGAAACGUUUGGAGAAGAGGGGGUUAACUUUUGAUACAAAAUCCAAGUGUCCUAGUAACAUUUAAUGUGUCAUUGCUACUGGCUAAAAUUGCAGCCUUUUCAAAUGAUUUGCCAUCUUAUCUUCUAAAACUUGGUUUUGGUCAGAUGAGGGAUCGCAGAUAGGACAAGGAACUUUUUUUAUUUGCCCUCCCCCUAUUGUAGAGAGUUUCUGUUUUUUGCAAUGAGGGACAACUAGUUCUUUGUCCAGACUAUAAAGUGGGAAGUAUAUUUAAAUUCCAGCAAGAUCUGUGUGGGGAAUGUGGAAAGGGCAGAUAAAAUGCUCUAUUAUAGAUUUAGAUGCUAAAAUCUGGUUUGGGAUGCAACGAUGAUUCAUUGUAAGAGUUGUCUUUAAAAUAGUCUUAAGAACCACAGAUGGUGUUUAGCUUUAGUGAUAUCCCUGUAGGAGCAAGAUUGAGAACCCUUCCUACUCCUGGAUCACUAGUGGUUCUUGGACUGGAUUGAGAUGCCCAGUCUUUGAACAUAGGCUUGAUCAUUAGGGGGAAUCCCUUUCAUUCUACUGACCAGACCUAUAUAGCCUUAAAGGUGCUUUAUUACUGUGCUGCUGUGAAUGAUAUGAUCUGUAUCCUGUCUGGUCACAAAUUGAAAAAGUUAAAGUGACACUGUAGCUUAAUGAAACCGUUUUGGUGUAUAGAUCAUGCCCCUGCAGUUCCACUGCUCAAUUCUCUGCCAUUUAUUAGAUUAAUCACUUUGUUCAUGAACCCUAGUCACACCUCCCUGCAUGUCACUUACACAGCCUUCAUAAAAACUUCCUGUAAAGAAUUAUCUAAUGUUUAUCCUUCCUUUAUUGCAAGUUCUAUUUAAUUUAGUUCUAUUUUAAUUUUCUUAUCCCCUGCUGUGUUAAUAGCUUGCAAGAGCCUCCUGUGUGUGAUUAAAGUUCAAUUUACAGAGCAAGAGAUAAAAUUGUUUAAGGUAAAUUACAUGAAAUUGGUUUUGAAAGUGAAACCAGUUUUUUUUGUUUUGUUUUUUUUUCAUGCAGGCUGUGUCAUUUAGAGCCAAGGGAGGGGUGGCAAUGGCUGCAUAAACAAACCAAGUGAUUUAACUCCUAAAAUGUAGUGAAACCCGAGAGACAUGAUCUAUACACUAAAACUGCUUCAUUAAGCUAAAGUUGUUUAGGUGACUAUAGUGUCCCUUAAACUCUUUCCAUGACACAGUGUGCGUUCAACAUCCUCCUCUACUCGAUCUUAUCAGUUGAUUGAUGACAAACAUGAAUUUUGUUUUUGGUUGCAAUCCUUAGAUUAUUGUGCUUGGAAAGCCAUCUAUUUUAGUGGUCUAACACUUAUUGUCUUGUCCAAAGGGAAUCCCCUAAAAUUAUAGUGUCUCUGUAUACUUGAGAAGGGAACAUUUGCAUUCAAAGUGUUUUGGGCCAAUCAGGGACCUUGGCUCUCGCUCCAUAAACAUUCUGUUGUGCUUAUAUGGUUAUUUUAGAACAGGUAAUUGAUACAUGCCGUCCUCCACUUUUAAUGGAAAGUCACUCGACACAACACACCUGUAACUAUUCUGUGAUCAGUAUGGUGUAAUGCAAUUAGUUCUACUUGCGUGACACAUUAUCAGGUCGGGUUAACGUUUUAUUUAUUUUUCCCCUUCAACAUUGAUUAGAAAAGUUCUAAUUGUUUAAAACCACAUUUUUCUGUAAAACACAAAAAUAUAUUCUUUAAUAAAAAAGAGAAAUGUUUUUUUUUUGCUUCCUUUGUUUAAAAUUUUUUGCUUUGCUCGUGAUUUAAGAGAAAAGGUUUGUUGUUUUUUGUAAAAUCCAUAAGAAGUCAUUGUGUGCAAGAGGAAUGUGAAACAUACACUGUUUUUCUCCCACUGUUUGUUCCACAGUGUUUUUUUUUUUUUUUUUUAAGUGAUAGUGUGCAGAAUGACAGCUGAUCGGUAUUAGGCCAGCCUUUUCUUCUUUAAGAACUGUAAUUGCAUGUUUUAUGUGCAGGGUAAUGGUUAUGUACUCUCCAGCUGUAAAUACCCCUGACUCAUUUAAAUAUGUCAUGUGUGUUAAAACCAAAUCUCCCCUAGUUACAGAGAUGGCUUCUUUACACACUGAACAAGAAGAGUUUAUUUG
Molecule: messenger RNA, 11245 nt
Organism: Pelobates cultripes (western spadefoot toad)
Lineage: Eukaryota; Metazoa; Chordata; Amphibia; Anura; Pelobatidae
Source: the annotation of a GenBank genome assembly